Penicillium coprophilum is the source of this 1062-nucleotide messenger RNA. Its product is annotated as FAD-dependent oxidoreductase. The transcript has 3 exons. NCBI's taxonomy places the organism in Eukaryota, Fungi, Ascomycota, Eurotiomycetes, Eurotiales, Aspergillaceae. Gene Ontology annotation, molecular function: FAD binding; D-amino-acid oxidase activity. Bases 1 to 1062 code for a protein of 353 amino acids. The record is from RefSeq and is a predicted model, not a curated record.
AUGGGUGAAUGCAGCCAGUUUGAUACCCAUGAGGUGCCCUUUUCCCAAAGACCCAUUAUAAUUCUCGGUGCAGGGAUCAUCGGUUGUGCGACUGCCCGUCAGUUAUUGCUGACAGGGUUUCCCGUGGUAUUGGUAGCCGAAUAUCUACCGGGAGACCAGAAUAUUCAUUAUGCAUCGGCUUGGGCAGGCGCAGCAUGGCAUGCUGCUGGGGGCAUCACUCCUGAUCAACAAUACCUCCAAGCUGUCACGCACCGUGUACUGCUCAAGAUGGCACAAGAUGGGCCCGAGGCAGGGGUGAGCAUUGUGAACGCACGAGAGUACCUCGAACAAAAACCUGCCCCGGACUCGGCGAUAUGGGGUAAGACGGUAGUCUCCAAGUUCCGUGAAAUGCGUCCUGGUGAAUACCCUCCCGAUUUCCACUGUGCCUGGACCUAUGAAACGCUAGUCACGGACCCCACAAGACAUAUGCCUUAUCUUAAAAACCAAGUGGAGUCUCUUGGGGGUCACUUCAUCCGCCAACGUGUCGAGUCUCUCCAGGAGGUGUAUGAGAUGUUCCCGGAAUCACAGGUCUUCAUCAAUGCUAGCGGAUGGGGUAGUAAAGCCCUGACGGAUGUGCAAGAUCACAAGUGUUUUCCGGAGCGAGGGCAGAAUGUGUUUCUGGCCACUGAUCAAUGCAACACACUCUACUUUCGAAAUGGCAAGGAAUAUACCUAUGUGAUCCCUCGGCCUCUAUCCGAGGGGGUGGUCCUAGGUGGGGUGAAGCAACAAGGCAACCUGUCACCUGAGGUCGAUAUGGAUAUUGCGAGGGAUGAGAUUACCCGUGCGCAUCGAUUAGCUCCUGAGAUUGUUCCCGAACACCCAGCUGCAGAUCAGGUGAGUUAUAUCAUUGGAAUCCGACCAUCUCGCAAAGGAGGGUUCCGUUUGGACUCGGAGCGAAAGGACCGCCGGGUGGUGUUAUCGGCUUAUGGGUUUGGGGGUGGUGGUUAUGCAUUUUCAUAUGGGAUUGCAGAUGCGUUGGUCAAGAUGGUGGAGACAGCGGAGCGUGAAAAUGUGAUCUUGUAG